GUGGCAAGAAAGUGACGUUCCUGGUGGGCAUGGAUGGCGAGCCCGUGGUGGUGGUCCUGGGCGACGGGCGUGAGGAGGUCGACACCAUCCUGGAAGAGAGGGCGAGGCGACAGGCCGAGCUGGAGGCCGACCUGCUCAAACGCGCGGCAGAGGAAGAGCUGGACAAACUGGUGAGGCUGAGCAGGUCGACAGUGCAGGCCAUGGAGGAGGAGGCCGCGAGGAACCAGCAGAAUAAGGAGCGUGACCCCGCGCGAGAGGCCGUGGUGAGGUCCCUUCAGGAGGCCACAGUGGAGAUGGAGAAGCACAUCCAGGCCAUGGAGGAGACGGAUGUCCCGGCUUCGAAGAAAACAUCCACAUCUUCUAUCUCCUCGUCUUCGUCCUCUGGCUCCUCUUCGCCUCCUUCCCCAGCCUCGACCACGUCUUCGGGAAUCGGCAGCUUGAAGCUCUCCUCGUCGGCCUCCUCUUCCUCCCUCUCGUCCCUGUCGUCCACCUCCUCGUCCGCCUCGCCUCCGUCGCCGCCCGCCUUCAGCAUCUCUCCCUACGGCGCCGGCUACAGUUCAUCCCCCCGAAAACUGAACGGAAUGCCGUGGGAGACGUCGGCCGCCGCCCCUGCCAAGGCGCCCCUCGCUCCGACCUCCCCCGCCCAUCUCUCCCGAAGCCCAGCCUGGCCAGCACCCUCAGCUUCCCCUCCAGGAUUUCCCACACGUCGUCCUCCGCCCCCUCGUCCUCCACCCAGUCCUUCUCCGUCCCCACCACACCCACGACAAACAGCGGGAGCCACACGCCCUCCCCGCCAUCGUCCCUUUCGUCUACUACAUCAAGCCUAUCAUCGUCUCUCACGCCGUCGCCGCCCCCCUCCUCCUCCCCUCCACCCCUGUGCCCCCUUACCAUCGUGGAGCAGGACGACCUUUGCGACCGAGUGAAAGACGGCGACGCGGAAGCAGCCAUGACGGUGGGCGUAGCAGCGCAGAUCAAACGUUUCGAACAACUUUCCGAGGGCUCCCUGGAGGCCUUGAAGACGGCCACGCUGGAGCGAGCGAAGAAGCGGAGGCAGAAAGAAAUUCUGGAGCAUUUGCGGAGCCAGGUAGAGGCCG
Penaeus vannamei (Pacific white shrimp) is the source of this 1094-nucleotide messenger RNA. NCBI's taxonomy places the organism in Eukaryota, Metazoa, Arthropoda, Malacostraca, Decapoda, Penaeidae. The record is from RefSeq and is a predicted model, not a curated record.